Molecule: messenger RNA, 477 nt
Organism: Plenodomus lingam JN3
Lineage: Eukaryota; Fungi; Ascomycota; Dothideomycetes; Pleosporales; Leptosphaeriaceae
Source: RefSeq, a predicted model, not a curated record
AUGGACGGUGCGAUAUUGGCAGUGCGCAGUGCGGUGCUCUGGGCGAUGAAGGCCGUGGGAGGCAGGAGAAGGCAGGGCAUGGCAAGGCAUGGCAACGUCAGCAACGCCAGAAGCGAUGAAAAUGAGAAAAAGGGCCAGAGGCAGUGCCGAACGACCACCUUUCUGGCUGGGCCGCGCGUGGCUUGUCAACAGAGAAACCGCGUCCCUGUCCCUUCUCGGCCGCUUCGGUCACGGUUGUUGGUUGGCAAAUCGUGGCAGGCCCAGGAUGGACGGCGGCUUCAUGAUGCGGCAGGCGAAAUGUCCAUGGCCAGCAAAGACUUGAAGGGAAGCAGAAACACAUUCAGCAUUAGCCGCCAGAGCAGAGCCACAGUACAUCCUAGAGUGAUGCAGCCAGCCCAGCCAGCCAUUGUCAUCAACCGUGUGCGUGAAUCCAGCAGGUACUUGAUGGCCAUCUACAUGGUACCAACUACUCCAUAG